AUGAUGUCCACUAGGGUUAUUACGGGCAGCGAAAUUCCUCAAGGUCUAUCUGACGUUCUGGAGAGUGCUGUUGGAUAUUCAGCUCUUCUCACUGGCUUCUCGACAAUUGAAUAUGCAGCCCUUCGUUCCCUAUCCGGCUUGAUUUUGUCAUUUAUGGAAGAUAUCGCAAUAAAAAGCCUUAGCUAUGCUGAAUCUUCUGGACGUGUAAGAAUAAUACCUUUGGAUUUGGCCUUGGCCUUUGCCGAUUCUGGCAUAAGCAUAUCUUCUCUCAUAAAUCUCCCCAAGCGUCGUCAAUAUCGUGGUUUCAAAGAGCCCCUUGCUAUCGCUGAUUCUGCAAAAUUGGGUGUAGUUCAAACGUCAUUGCUUGGUCCCACUGGAGCAAUUAUUAUCCCUAGACCUCUGGGCAUCCGCAAUCAAGUUUCAACAUCGCAAACUCCUGGGCCUGUAUGGAUCGCAUCUUCUACAUCGAUAGCCAGCACUCCCUCUUCUCAUCUACCUCCUUCUCCCUCUUAUCUUCGACUACCGCCUGCUCCAGAACCACAUACUUUUUUAGCAACCCGCGUUACUCGUCCUCCACCUGCUCCAGACAUUGCUACUCUUCGUCGGCGAGCUGCAGAGCAAUUGAAGCAGGUCCAAUUCUCACUAAUCCGAUUCCUAGCAAGAGUGAACCCUGUAUAUCACCUGUUUCCAGAUGAUGCCGAGUCUUUUCCAAGUAUAAAACGUUCGCUUCUAUAA
This is a messenger RNA of Protopolystoma xenopodis, 735 nucleotides long. NCBI's taxonomy places the organism in Eukaryota, Metazoa, Platyhelminthes, Monogenea, Polystomatidea, Polystomatidae. The record is from the annotation of a GenBank genome assembly.